This is a messenger RNA of Plutella xylostella (diamondback moth), 2652 nucleotides long. RefSeq names its product CCR4-NOT transcription complex subunit 7. Lineage: Eukaryota; Metazoa; Arthropoda; Insecta; Lepidoptera; Plutellidae. Gene Ontology annotation, molecular function: poly(A)-specific ribonuclease activity; nucleic acid binding. Gene Ontology annotation, cellular component: CCR4-NOT complex. The record is from RefSeq and is a predicted model, not a curated record.
AAUAAUGGCAACAAAAAAAAUGGCGCUGACAAAUUGAAACGGCACGACAACGCAACGCAUUGUUAUUUUCCUGUGUUUUAAACAUAGUAUUUUCACAUUACACCUAUUUUCUGCGAAUUCACAAUGCAUAACUCCUGUCAUAAGUGUUAGCCGAAUAAUGGAAUGAUUCGCAAAAAACAAGAAGUUCUUAUAAAUUAUUCCAAGUGUCAUUCAAUUUUGUAUUUUUUCUCGAACACUUCUCGCUUGAAUCUAAUCAAUCAAAAACCUGAACUGCAUUUUAUUUCGUGUUUCGUGUAUACUCUCAAUUUGUAGACUGGAUAUCCUCUUCACUUGACUAUUUGAUUUGAAGUAUCAUCUAGUGUAACUCUGUUUGAUGCCUUGCAUCCAUCACGGCUUCUAGAAGAACCGAAGAAUUUGGCCAUCAAGAAUUAGAAAAACGAUACAGGAUGCCAGCUGCAAGUUUUGGAUCAGUGGCACCCAUACCAGCUAAUGAAGAGUGUGGCAUCAAAGAUGUGUGGAACCACAAUCUUUAUGAAGAAUUUCAAAUUAUAAGACAGGUGGUGCAAAAAUAUCAUUGGGUUGCAAUGGACACAGAGUUUCCUGGGGUGGUGGCGCGGCCCAUCGGAGAAUUUAGAUCUACUGCUGAUUACCAGUACCAACUUCUCAGGUGCAAUGUGGAUCUACUUAGAAUAAUUCAAUUGGGAUUAACAUUCAUGGAUGAGAAUGGUAAAACACCACCAGGAUACACUACAUGGCAAUUUAACUUCAAAUUCAAUUUGCAGGAGGAUAUGUAUGCCCAAGACUCAAUCGACUUGCUACAGAACUCUGGGUUGCAGUUCAGGAAACAUGAAGAAGAUGGCAUUGAGCCCUUGGAGUUUGCCGAACUACUAAUGUCUUCAGGUAUUGUGCUAAUGGAUAACAUAAAAUGGUUGAGCUUCCAUUCCGGCUAUGACUUCGGCUACCUUCUGAAGUUGCUGACAGACUCACACCUGCCACAAGACGAGAAUGAUUUCUUUGAAAGUUUACGGAUGUACUUCCCAACUGUAUACGAUGUAAAGUACCUGAUGAAGCUGUGCAAGAACCUGAAGGGCGGGCUGCAGGAGGUGGCGGACCAGCUGGAGCUGCGGCGCGUGGGUCCGCAGCACCAGGCCGGCUCCGACUCGCACCUCACCGGGAUGGCCUUCUUCAAGAUUAAGGAGAUAUUCUUCGACGACAACAUCGAGAGCUCGAGCGGCCACCUGUACGGGCUCGGCGCUCCGUUCCCCGUCGCCGUCAACAGCUUCACGGACAACGGGGAGAACGGCAACUCGUCGUGAUCGGCCGAGCCCGGCGCCCGCCUCACCGAUUGAACCACCGUACCUGACUGACACGCCGCCUGCUACUUACCUACACCCCAUUUGAAACUGUACAGAGGGUCGUGAAACUGAGGGCCAAGUGUGAGACGUUUGAUAGACUAGCAGACGUGUUUUGUUUCUUCCGUUCGUGCAGUCAUAGUUCGACGUUUGAAAGACUAGCGGAAGUCUUUUGUUUCUUCAUCCGUGCAGUGAUAGCUCGACUUUUCAUACAACUCGAUUCGUGAUUUAAAUCGCACUCGUCGCUUUGACUCCUGGAUUGCGGCGAGUCCAUUAAAAACUCACACUUUGUCCUUAGAAAAAACGAUUGCGCUCUUAAUUUUUUUACGAAGUGCGCAAGGCGCUUUUGUGGCAUUUUUAAAGAGGCAGGCAGGCGUCUUGGGACAGUGAACAUUGCGGAAGUGUCAAGUGAUACCAAUCGAUACAUUAGUUUCGUGUUUUGCAUCAAUCACUCAUUUUGAGUAUUAAAUUACACUAGUGUUUGGUGCUUCAUACAAUUUACAAUAAAUAAGGACUAUAUCUAUGUAAAUAUUAUAAAAAUGCAAGAUUUUGUAUCAUUAGUAAAAUCAUGAAAUGAAAGUUACUAAUCUAGAUCUAAGCUGUCAUUGUGAUUAUCUAGUUCAUAAAGUUUCUUUUUAAAUUACGGUUAUGUAGCAAUUUAUAAAUAAUACCAAUAUGUAUCAAUAUUGUAGAAUUUCAUUGACAUAAAAUACAAUACAUUUUAUGAAGCAUCAAAUACUGUGUAACUUCCUUGAAUCUACGAAAGUGCAGUUGUUUAAGGUUUUAUAAUUAUUAUAUUCUUAACAAUGACUUAUUUAUAGUUUUCUUUCUUCUCAUCAAUCAUUCAAUAUAAUAAUUGACUAGGUUAUCUAUUUAACACAGGUAGUAAAUUUUAGAACAAGGUUUAAAAAUAACAAUCCAGAUGUCGGAUUAAAAUUUAUCUUUCUCGGUCCUUAAAUCACAUGUGAUAAACAAUAGCUUAGCUGCUGUUGUAAUUACAUAAAUAUAUAGUAGUAAAAAAAACAAGUCACUAUAAGUAGAUUUUGUAUAGGAUCAUGAUUAGUAUUGAUUAGGAAGCAUGCAUGCAGUGCAGUUAGAUGCCAGGUGUAAAGUGUGCUUUACAAAUAUUGGUCACCUGUGAGGUGAGACAUCCAUAUUCCAAAUGUUCUCUAAUGGAUGUUUUGCUCAAAUGUUGUAAUAUAAUAAUUUUAAGGAAUGUAUCAUGCAUAUUGCUAUUACAGCCUAUUGAACUUCAUGCAUUAAUGUGAAUAUGGAUUAAAUGUAUUUUUUAUUCGUAAAA